Cylicocyclus nassatus is the source of this 1328-nucleotide messenger RNA. NCBI's taxonomy places the organism in Eukaryota, Metazoa, Nematoda, Chromadorea, Rhabditida, Strongylidae. The record is from the annotation of a GenBank genome assembly.
AUGAAUCACCGACGGCGAUGUACGUCUAGCAUCAGCAUUUUCAUACUUGUUCACCUUGCCAUUUUACGAGAAGCAAAUUCGUUCUCUCCAUUUUUUCUAGGACCAGAGUUCCGCAACACAUCGUUCGUAAACGAAGGGAUGAAUGACAGAUUAGCUGAGAUAUGUGGACGAUCAAAGAGGAUUGGCGAAAGAGAAUACCCGUGGGCGGUUUCAAUUAUGCUAGAGAACGGUGUGAAUCGACUGGGAGGCUCGAUCAUCUCACCAUAUCAUAUACUCACAGUCGCACAUGGAUUUAUGAAUUUUCAUGGAGGUGAUGAGCGACCUUGCAUGAUGACGGUAUAUCGCCCACUCGUCGAAAUUCGUUCGCGCAUUGUUGGCUAUGGAGGGAGGUGCAUUAGAGGAUACAGUGAUGUCUUGCCGAAUCAUCCCGAUUGUCCCGAACCGGACGUCACUUUCAAUAGAAUAAGAAGUGUUCUAAUAGAUGAAACCUUUGUGCGACAAGGAUGUCACCAUGGGCAUGACUGGGCGAUCGUAGAAUUAGAAGAAAGGAUUGAGUUUACGGAUAAACAAAAACCGAUAUGUUUACCUCCGCCGAGUUUGACUGUUGAACCAGUGAUUAUUACUGCCGGCUGGGGAAGAAGCUACAUCUUCAAUGAAAGUGGACCUUUGAUACAUGAAAUUCCCAUGGUUGUAGAUCCGAAGUGCGAUAGACCAAGAACAGAUAAGCUGCCAAGCAAAGCUGCAGACUAUAUCUGUGCUACAUCAAUGGACAUGGAUGAUUAUUUUGCUCCUAGGACAUGUCAUGGUGACAGCGGAGCAGGCAUGGAACAGAUUGAUGAACGUGGAAGGAGUAUACUGGUGGCUCUGACAUCGUUUGGCACAAAAGGAUGCCCGUCUAAUGAGUUAGCAAGAUUCACAAGAGUAGACCAUUACCUCCAGCCGAUCUGCGCACAUACUGGAAUAUGCUAUUCUUAUAUCGGAAGAAUUAUCAGACGAUCAUCUAACAAUCUGUAGUUUACGUUCUACUAGACACAGUUGCAAUCUUAAUAGUGCGGAAGUUGAGGACUGUAGAUAUUGAGAUUGCGUAUCUCAGCAUUAGUGAAACAUGCAACAAUUUCUAAACUUUAUUCUCCCCGCCUCAUAGCACUUGUCAACAUGUUUGUCUGUUUAUUCGCCAAAGCCAAUUUUAAAAAUUUUUAUAGACUGACCUUUUCUUCUGCAACUUCUCAACCUCUUUUAUCUGUAGAAAUUGUACAGCUCUUUUGUCCAAAUGCAUAAGCAAAUUGUUCAUUUCCCGAGUAACUCUGUCGACGGGUUCUAAUAAAAUG